GUAUUGAUCGACAUAUAUGGUUUAGUAAUUUGUAUUCAGCGUCUUGAUUCUAAUAUGCUUAUUAUUAUACUGUUAAACGCACUACCUACUGUUUGUUAUUUGCUUUCUACAAAUAACAAUUUUUCAUAAGAUGGGCGCAAUGGAAUUUGGCAAAGUGGCGCUAUUGUUAAUGCUGGUAACAGUAUCAUAUGGAUACGCAGAUGAAAAUGGGAAUUUGGGUAAAAAAUUCGUCUUAUUAGUAGCUGGAUCAAAUGGCUGGCACAACUAUAGACAUCAAGCAGAUGUUUCACACGCGUACCAAUUAGUCAGAGGAAACGGAAUACCAGCUGAAAACAUCAUUGUGAUGAUGUAUGACGACGUUGCAAACCAUACAAGUAAUCCAACUCCUGGAACGCUGAUCAACCGCCCUGACGGCUCCGAUGUAUACAAAGGUAUUAAAAUCGAUUAUUGGGGUGAUGACGUCAACACAGACGUAUUUUUUAGUGUUCUCAAAGGAAACAAAGGCGGCGUAAAAGGAGUGGGGUCGGGCAGAGUAAUCGAAAGCGGUCCUCAUGACAACAUUUUCAUCUAUUAUGCUGACCACGGGUCUACCGGAUUUGUGUGCUUUCCGAACGAAUUAUUGUAUGCUGACCAACUGAUCAAGGCGUUAAAUGAAAUGUAUAUUAGACGAAAAUACAAAAAAAUGUUGUUAUACAUAGAGGCCUGUGAAUCUGGUUCUAUGUUCGACGGGCUUCUAGCGGAAGAUAAAGCAAUUUUAGCAGUAACUGCCUCUGGACCUAGAGAGUCCUCUUGGGCAUGUUACUGUGAAGAAGAUUCUAGUGGAUACGACACGUGUCUCGGAGACCUGUUUAGUGUUACUUGGAUGGAAGACUUGGAUAAUCAUACUGUAGCAGACGAUUCAAGAUCGGUAUUCAACCAAUUCCAAAAGGUUAGGACUGCCGUACAGUAUAGUAACGUUAUGGUGUAUGGCGACUUCCAUGUGGGCCAUAAUAAACUGUAUUCAUUUGUUGGUCAUCCCGCAAAUAAUGUAAAUUUAGGAAAAUCACCGGACAAGUAUUCGCCUAAAACUUACCAGAGCAGGUCUGUCGUGUCCAGUCGAGACAUAUAUGAAAAAUCUAUCAGUGCUGAAAUAUCGUUGACUACCGACUUGAUCAAACAAAAACUUCUGGAGGAAGAAUUGCAUCUUUACAGCAAAACUAAAACAUUUAUCAACCACGUUCUUCGAACAAUCUAUACAAAAUUGAUAAGUGAAAUACCGAAAAUUGCUGCCGAAAUUGGUGAAUAUGAUAAUACCGCCCCGUUGCAACUUACCAUGAACGCAUUCCCAUGCUACAGAAAUAUACUGGAUAAUAUUUCCGAAAAGUGUUUUUCAAUACCCAAGAAUUCGUACGCUUUGGAUAAAUUGGCUUUCUUGGCAAAUAUUUGUAUCGUCGAUAACAGUUUAGACAAAAAGCUGUUAGAGUUUGUAGACAAUAUAUGCGUCUGAUCAAAAAUAUCUUCUUAUACAAUAUGAUACAGCGUUUAAUAUGUAGUUUAUAUGUAUUAUUUGCAAUUUGAAAUGGAAACAUAAUUAGAUAAUAAAAUAAAAUUUGCAAUAAUAAUUGUAAA
Messenger RNA from Adelges cooleyi (spruce gall adelgid), 1608 nucleotides. RefSeq names its product legumain-like. Gene Ontology annotation, biological process: vacuolar protein processing. Gene Ontology annotation, molecular function: cysteine-type endopeptidase activity. The record is from RefSeq and is a predicted model, not a curated record. NCBI's taxonomy places the organism in Eukaryota, Metazoa, Arthropoda, Insecta, Hemiptera, Adelgidae. Bases 131 to 1486 code for a protein of 451 amino acids. The transcript has 12 exons.